AUGGAAAGUUGCGGUUACUGUAAAGAACGAGAGGUCAAGACACAGAAAAGUGAAGAUGACCUUAAAAAGAAGACAAUGAUAGAGUGCAAAAAAGCUUUAGAAAGAGAAAAAAUCAGCAAAGGCAUGCAGUCCACGAGAAUGGAUGAAAUGGAAUUGAGAGCUAUGCAGAAACUGCAAAUGAAAGAAAAAAAGUACAUGGAAAAGAAGUCGCAAGAAAUGGAAUACUUAUGGCAUCAAGAAGAAGCGGAAAGAAGAGAGUUGCUGAGAUUAAAAGAAGAAAUGCGCGAACGGAGGAAGUCGUACGAUGAACAGAUAUCUAGUGCUAAAAGAGAGAGGCAGGAAACCCUAAAAAGGGAGAGGGAACAAGAAAACAAAAGGUUGGAAAAAAUGAGACAAAAAAUGGAACAGGACUACUACAAUGCAUUUAAGCGUAAACGAGAACAGCAGGCCGCCAACAGAUCCAACUACAUAGAGGGCCACGAAAUGAAACUCAGCAGAAUCGAGCUCGAAAGAAACAGAGAAAGGGCAGUGGAUGUCAAUUGUAUAAGCGCAGCGGUAGAGGAAUUAAGACGGGAGAAUCAGCAGAAGAAAGACAAAAUGCGAGCUUUGAAACAACAAGAAGCGAUUUUUAUGAACUAUCAUCAAAGAGAGAAAAAUAUGGCAAGAGUAUUAGAAGAUGAAGCCCAUAAAAUGGUACAAGAAUGGAGCACAAGAUUAGAUAAACAGUACGAAGAACGUCUCAGACAAGAAGAUGCAACUAACAAAAUUAAAAAAGAGAAAGCUCUAACGGAAUACAGACAACAUAUUGAAAAUGUUAAUCAACAAUCCAUGAAAGAGCGAAUGGAAAGAAGACAGCAUAUUGAGAGAGUGAACAGGACAGCGUAUUCAGAGUUGGAAAGAAGACUGAAUAGCGCUGAAGAAGAGCUACGGAGGCAAAAUGAAUAUAGAAAUAACCUCACGGAACAGAUAAAACUAAACCAAACCGUCUUGGAAACGGAAUUAAAAAACGUCGAACGUAAACAGCGGGCGUUCACGAAGGAAGCCAUUAUGUUCAAAGAGGCCAUGAGAGACAAAAUCAACAUUCGCAAGAAUGAACAGAGCACAAAUCCAGUUCACCCCUUUCAAAAGGUUAUUAAAAAGCAGCAAAAAUACGAAUAUCCAUUGCUACCGAAUUUG
Molecule: messenger RNA, 1176 nt
Organism: Iphiclides podalirius (scarce swallowtail)
Lineage: Eukaryota; Metazoa; Arthropoda; Insecta; Lepidoptera; Papilionidae
Source: the annotation of a GenBank genome assembly